AAGGCGGUGGUGCGGCACCCCGGCGCGGAGCUGCCCCGCUAACACUUUCUCUGCUCCCCUUUCAGGAUUCUGGGGGAGGGCAAUGCCGGGCUCAUGGGCCUGGCGACGGAGUCGACCCCUGGCAAGCGGAUCCGCAAACCCUCGCUCCUCUACGAGGGCUUCGAGAGCCCCACCAUGGCGUCGGUGCCGGCCCUGCAAUCCCCCCAGGUGAACCCGCCUCCGCCGGAGGUUUCCAACCCCAAGAAGCCGGGUCGGGUCACCAACCAGCUGCAGUAUCUGCACAAAGUGGUGAUGAAGGCUCUGUGGAAGCACCAGUUUGCUUGGCCCUUUCGCCAACCCGUCGACGCUGUCCUUUGUCGGCAGGACUACCACAAGAUCAUCAAGCAGCCCAUGGACAUGGGGACGAUCAAGCGACGCUUGGAGAACAACUAUUACUGGGGGGCUGCGGAGUGCAUGCAGGACUUUAACACCAUGUUCACCAACUGCUACAUCUACAACAAGCCCACAGAUGACAUUGUGCUGAUGGCCCAAACCCUGGAGAAGAUCUUCCUGCAGAAGGUGGCCCAGAUGCCACCGGAAGACAGGAGAUCGUGGUGCCAGUGGCCAAGAACAGCCAUAAGAAGGGAGCGUCCCGGGCAGCAGAAUAACUGCGUGAAGCGGAAAGCGGACACCACCACCCCCACCACCACGGCCAUCAUCGCCACCAGCGGGGAGUCCUCGCCCUCCGCCACGCUGCUGGAGGCCAAGGCGGCCAAGGUCCCCGCGCGGCGGGAGAGCGGCCGCCCCAUCAAGCCCCCCAAGAAGGACUUACCGGAUUCGCAGCAGCACCAGACGUCCAAGAAGGGCAAACUGUCGGAGCAGCUCAAGUACUGCAACGGGAUCCUGAAGGAGCUGCUCUCCAAGAAGCACGCGGCCUAUGCCUGGCCCUUCUACAAGCCUGUCGACGCCUCGGCCCUGGGGCUGCACGACUACCACGAGAUCAUCAAGCACCCCAUGGACCUCAGCACCAUCAAGCGGAAGAUGGAGAACCGGGAUUACCAUGAUGCGCAAGAAUUUGCCGCCGACGUCCGGUUAAUGUUCUCCAACUGCUACAAGUACAACCCACCCGACCACGACGUGGUGGCCAUGGCCCGCAAGCUGCAGGACGUCUUUGAGUUCAGCUACGCCAAGAUGCCGGAUGAGCCGCAGGACGCCAGCCCGCCCUCGGUGUCGGCCCCGCUUGCUGGUGCCCUCUCCAAAUCCUCCUCCGAGGAAUCCUCCAGCGACGAGGAUGAGGAUGACGAGGACGAUGAAGACGAUGACGAGGACGAGAGCAGCAGCGAGAGCUCAUCGGAGAGCGAGGAAAGCUCCGACUCGGAGGAGGAACGCGCCAACCGCCUGGCCGAGCUGCAGGAGCAGGGCCCCGUUUCCAAACCCAAAAAGAAGCGGGAAAAAAAGAAAAAGAAGAAAUCGGAGAAGCACAAAGGCCGGGGAGGUGACGAGGAAGCCCGGGCGCGCCAGGCCCAGCUCCGUAAAGCCAAGAAAGCCAGCGGUGGUGGCGGCGGCGGGACCGGCGGNNGCUGCGCCAUCUCUCCCGGCAGGAACUCAAAGAAGGCGGCAAAAGCGGCUUUGCCGCCACCGCCGGCCCUUUACGAUUCGGAGGAGGAGGAGGAGAGCAAACCCAUGACCUACGACGAGAAGCGCCAGCUCAGCUUGGACAUCAACAAGCUGCCGGGGGAGAAGCUGGGCCGGGUGGUGCACAUCAUCCAGUCGCGGGAGCCCUCCCUGCGCGACUCCAACCCCGAGGAGAUCGAGAUCGAUUUCGAGACCCUCAAGCCCUCGACGCUGCGGGAGCUGGAGCGCUACGUCCUCUCCUGCCUGCGGAAGAAGCCCCGCAAGCCCUACAGCGAAACCAUGAAGAAGCCGGUGGGGAAGACGAAAGAGGAGCUGGCGCUGGAGAAGAAACGGGAGCUGGAGAAGCGGCUGCAGGACGUCAGCGGCCAGCUCAACUCCACCAAGAAGCCCCCAAAGAAAGGGCGCUCUGCGCUGCUGCUCUGCCUGGGAACAGCUGUGUCAGCCUCGGGGCUCCCUCCUAUUGGCUGA
This is a messenger RNA of Aptenodytes forsteri (emperor penguin), 2082 nucleotides long. Its product is annotated as bromodomain-containing protein 2. NCBI's taxonomy places the organism in Eukaryota, Metazoa, Chordata, Aves, Sphenisciformes, Spheniscidae. Gene Ontology annotation, cellular component: nucleus; chromatin. The record is from RefSeq and is a predicted model, not a curated record. Gene Ontology annotation, biological process: chromatin remodeling; regulation of DNA-templated transcription.